AUGGACAGAGGGUUCUGGGUCCCUGAACGCAUCCGGCCUUUCCCACCCCAACUGGAUGGUUCAUCCCAGGCCUUGGGGCUGGGCCCCUUGGACAGCAAUUUCCCAUGGAAUCAAAGGCUCUUUUCAAAGUUACAACCCCUGACCAGCACCGGUUGCCCAGAAGGCAAGGCUCAGCUCACGGUCCGAGAGGCAGGACUGCUGGGUCUUGGGGAGGCGGUGGUCGCCGACGCCCCAGCGCCGGCCAGGGGGGCUCAUUCAUUCCCCCCUAAACAGAAUCUCGCAAGAGCCGAGCUGAGCGUAUUGCGUGUAACUCGCCGGCUCCUGGCUCAGGCGUCAGGCAAGCCCUUCCCUUGCCUCUGCUGCCUCGUGACCUAUGCGCUGGUGGGGGCCAAUCUCUUCUCUGCCAACCUCAGAGCGGACGGCCAGAAGUUUGAGGAGUUCUUGGAGAAACUCUGUGACAUCUUGAAAUGCAACAGAACAGUUGAGGAAGGCAGUAAGCAGACUCUCCAUGUGCUGAAGAAGGUGAAGCCCCAGGGGUUGUCCAGGUUCUCAGACUGGUCCUUCCAGCUCUUUUUCUGCUGCACAGUCCUUACCACCGUGGGUUACGGCCACAGGCACCCCGUCACUAGGCUGGGCAAGUACCUGUAUCUGUACACGCUCUUAGGUGUCCCCCAUUUCCUGGUCCUCACGGACAUGGGCGACAUCCUGGCAGCCAUCUUAUCCACAUCUUACAACAGAUUCUGGAAACUUUCCAGACCCGUCACCUCCCCGGCUGGUGCCCGACUGCUCUGCAAGAGAAGGCCCGAUGGCAGGCCUGAGGACGUAGAUCCGCAGGUGAACAUCGGUGCUGAAGAGCUCCCGGGCCUCAAGCCUGGUGGCCCUGCAGCCCAGAACCGCAGCCCAGAACCACUGGAGUGACGUCCUGCACCAGAGAAGCAGAACCCGCAGCAGCUGCCCCCGCGAGGCACGGAGAGGAGCAGCUCGUGCCAGCUGGUGUCGGGGAGAUUCUCCUCCUCCGUCAUCAGCAACCUGGAUGAGGUGGGACGGCAGCUGGAGAGGUUGGACGGGCCCCUCCCCAUCACCGGCCUUGUUGUUUCCGCCCGCAUUUCCUGCGCAGCUGCCGUUCUCCUCUGGGGGAUGCACAUGGCCUUCAGGAAUGCCUUUUACUUCUGCCUCAUCACACUGACCAUCAUCGGGUUUGGGGAUGUCCUUUUGGAGCAUUCAUAUGUUGUCAUGCUCUGUUCUGUUUGUAUCGUCAUCAGUGUGGAGAUUGCGAUGGCUUUCAAGUUGGUGCAGAACAGGUUGAUUCACAUGUACAAAAAGCUCAUGUUGUUCUUUGCAGUUGAGGGGAAGUCUACAGACAGCAAGAGGAGAGUCCGCUUCUGA
Molecule: messenger RNA, 1386 nt
Organism: Orycteropus afer afer
Lineage: Eukaryota; Metazoa; Chordata; Mammalia; Tubulidentata; Orycteropodidae
Gene: KCNK18
Product: potassium two pore domain channel subfamily K member 18
Biological process (GO): potassium ion transmembrane transport; stabilization of membrane potential
Cellular component (GO): membrane
Molecular function (GO): potassium ion leak channel activity
Source: RefSeq, a predicted model, not a curated record